Messenger RNA from Hepatospora eriocheir, 291 nucleotides. Lineage: Eukaryota; Fungi; Microsporidia; Hepatosporidae. The record is from the annotation of a GenBank genome assembly.
AUGAAUUAUUAUAAAAUGAAAAAAGAUUCGUCAGUAAAAAAAACAUUACUCCAAUAUUCACUUCCAAUAAAGAAUCCUUUUUUAAAAUUACAUCUUAUAAUUUUAUGUUUAGGAGUAGGUUUAGUAUUAUUAAAAUUCAAUACUGGACUUAAAACAAGUAACUUCAAUGUUCUAUGUAUAUUUCUAUCACUAAUAAUCUUGUUUGUGGUUUUGAAAAAUUUUCUGUUAAUAUUUACAACUGAAAAUUUUUUAUUUUUGUAUAAUACUUUACGUAUAAUCUUUAUAGUUUAG